AGACUGUGAGAAACUCCAGCCAGACCAAGACCCACACAUUCAUAUGGAGAUGUGGGACUAUAAAUAGGAGGGAUGAAGCCAGCAGAGAUCAGAUUCUCUCUACAGAGACCUCUACAGCACAGAGAUCCAGACAUGGCACCUACAAUCACUGCAGCAAUGACCAAUUCUCAGGAGCAUCUGACUCUGACCCACAAGCUCAGAAAGCCUCUGGUGGAGAAGUUACGCAGAGAGCGAAUCAACAGCAGCAUUGAGCAGCUCAAGUCUCUCCUGAGUCCAGAGUUCCUCAAACAGCAGCCAGACUCCAAGCUGGAGAAAGCAGACAUCCUGGAGAUGACAGUUUGUGUCCUGAGACGGCUGCAGCAGCAGAAUCAACUUGUGGACUCAGCAGCUGUCGGUCAGGGCUAUUCCAGAUGUGUCCAAGAGGUGACACACUUCCUGUCCAAAGAGCAGGUGAAGACCCAGUCCCAGAGAAGACUGCUGAACCACAUCAACAAGCUGCAGUCUUCCUCUAAUAACAACCUGAGAGAGGCUGACUUCUCUCUUCUGAGCUCCACAGUCCAGACCAGCAUCACCAAAGAGAAGAGUCCAGUCAACAGCAGCGUCUGGAGGCCGUGGUAGACAUCCCAAGGACUUGUACAAAAGUGAAGCUCAUGAGCGAAACGAGCAAUUGUACUUGUACUCUUGGACAUUUAACCUUGUCCUUAUUCUUGUAGUAGUCUCAUUUUGAGUUCCGCAAUGUUUAACUUUUAUUACCUUUUGUAAGGAUCAUAUUGUGUAUUUCUGUGAUAUUUGCAGGUUGGCUAUUUUGUAUUUCUAAGGUAGUCACUUAUUUCUGAUUCAGAUGUUACUCUGAAGUAAAUGUUAUUGUUCCGAAUGGGAAUGCCUCUAUAUUGUCAGCGUCACUGACAAUGAUGCAUGUACUUUUUCUCCAUCUUGGAGACACAGUUAUCCAUGUUGAACAUGUUUCAGACCUAUAUGUGAUAUUCACAUAUUCUGUUUAUGGAAAUGUCCUCUCCGGUUUAUCUUUAAACAUCUCAAUUGUCUGCAUUUUUAGCCGAUGAGUUUUGUGUGUUCACUAAGACAAAUGUGCUGCUUUGUAACUCUGUGAGUGACAGCACUCAUACCUUCAAUGAAGGCCUUGUUGUUU
Molecule: messenger RNA, 1147 nt
Organism: Sander lucioperca (pikeperch)
Lineage: Eukaryota; Metazoa; Chordata; Actinopteri; Perciformes; Percidae
Product: transcription factor HES-5-like
Exons: 2
Coding region: 73-618 (181 amino acids)
Biological process (GO): regulation of transcription by RNA polymerase II; regulation of neurogenesis; anterior/posterior pattern specification
Cellular component (GO): nucleus
Molecular function (GO): DNA-binding transcription factor activity, RNA polymerase II-specific; protein dimerization activity; RNA polymerase II cis-regulatory region sequence-specific DNA binding
Source: RefSeq, a predicted model, not a curated record